CGUCUAUCGAGCCAGUAAUUCCAGUCGUCCCAGCAUGCACCGCGCAGUCUGCUGCAGCCUCUUAUUGACAAAGGGGGAAAAAAAGGCAAGAGAAACAGCAACAACAACAGGGUGGGAUCGGGACAGCAGUAGCCCGACUGGUGACAUUGACAGCGAAAGUACCAUGCCAUAGAAGCCACAGGUGCUGUCGUCUAAAGGGACGUUGACGGUGCUGAGAGCGUGUGGAGCGCAGGAAGGAAGGGGGGGAGGGGGGAGGCAGAUAUUGGACGGGGGGAGGAGGAGAGCUCAGCGGGGGCCAAUGCAGCAGCAGCAUCGACAGCCUGAGCUGGUGGAAGGAAACCUUCCCGUGUUUGUGUUCCCCACUGAGCUCGUCUUCUACGCCGAUGAGCAGACGUCUCACAAGCAGGUGCUCACCCUCUACAACCCCUAUGAGUUCGCCCUCAAGUUCAAAGUGCUGUGUACAGCGCCAAACAAGUACACUGUGGUGGACGCCACCGGAGCUGUCAAACCACAGUGUUGCGUGGACAUAGUAAUCCGACACAGAGACGUGCGGCCGUGCCAUUAUGGCGUGUACGACAAGUUCCGCCUGCAGGUGUCGGAGCAGAGUCAGCGGAAAGCUUUGGGUCGCAAAGAGGUCAUGGCCACGCUCCGUCCCUCGGCCUCGCAGGAGCCGAGCAGCCCACGCUCACAAGAUGAUGAACGCAGGGUCAAAGAGCAGCUGGCAGACAGCGAGUUCUUUGAACAGACCGUUUUUCAAACAGAGAGCCGCCCGGUGGCAGGAGGACCCAGUCUGUUGACGGUGCUGCUGGGGCUGGUGUGUGUGGCCGCCCUGAUGCUCCCAACCCUGGGAGAGCAAGAAUCUACUGUGCCUGUCUACCUCCACUUAAGUGUUAACAAGAAACUUGUAGCUGCUUAUGUUCUUGGACUUCUCACGAUGGUCAUUCUACGCACAUGAAGGGAAAGAAAAUCAGACAAGGUCACAAACCACCGCUGUUUCUUCGUAUCUACGGGCCACAGGAGGGAGUCGAACUCCCAAUAUGCCUUCACUCCUGAAACACAAGUGUUUCUCCCCACCACCCCCACAACCACGUUUGUCUGACACAUUGAUGCAACCAGUGUCUCCAGUGGAGUGACUGCAAGGACCUGUGAAGCAUGAUGGCUGCCAAUGGCCUCAUUGCUUACUGUUGCUAUGAAACUGAAGUCUGCAUGAGUGAAGGAACAUGCACCCUACGUGUAAAUAAAGCCAUACCAAUUUUCUUCUUGCAAUCGCGCGUAAACACCACAUUAAUGUUUUGAAUGAUGUUAGUGUAGAUUAAAGACUAAAUGCAGUUAUCUGCAUGUAUCGGUACCUGUUUGAAUGCCUUUUUUCAGCAGUGAUGUAAAAAGACCUUUUGGUCAAAAAUUGUUGUACUGUUAUACUUCAAACAUGUAAUAAAGAGUCAGCACAUCAUGGUA
Molecule: messenger RNA, 1455 nt
Organism: Doryrhamphus excisus (bluestripe pipefish)
Lineage: Eukaryota; Metazoa; Chordata; Actinopteri; Syngnathiformes; Syngnathidae
Gene: mospd1
Product: motile sperm domain containing 1
Cellular component (GO): cytoplasm
Source: RefSeq, a predicted model, not a curated record